Messenger RNA from Prorocentrum cordatum, 3003 nucleotides. The record is from the annotation of a GenBank genome assembly. Lineage: Eukaryota; Dinophyceae; Prorocentrales; Prorocentraceae.
AUGGUCUCCCCCGAGCUGCAGCGGCACAUCAACAGUGAGCUCCACUGCGAGGCGGCCAUCCUCAAGGAGAAGAGGAAAGCCUCCGAGAGUAUCAACCUUCUGGCAGGGGCGCCAUCUCCAAAGCUCGAGUCCGGUGUCUCCAGGGCGCAGUCAGAGGGGUUGCGUCACCUGCGCGAACCCAUCGUGAGCUUUGCGGGGGUGCGCCUGGUUGCGCCGCCGAACCAGUGCAACGCGCUGCGCAUCAGCGAGAUAGAGUUCCCCUUCCGCCACCUGGGCCACGCUGCCAGCCAGAUCAGGUCCUUCGAGGUGACGCGCUGGACCAGCGGGUACAUUGGCAGCAGCGCAUCCUGCACCUCGAUUCGAGACCUCGUCGGCUACGCCGUGUUCAUUGCCGACUUGAUUCAUCGCGGUCUGGUUUGCCUUGGCAAGAGACGCCCACACACUGUGGGAAUCUUUUUUGUCUGGAAGUCCGACGCGGCGCGGCUCCGGGUGAUCCUUGACGCCCGACGGGUGAACUCGAAGUUUGUUGAGCCAGCGCACUAUCAAUUUGCUGCGGCCUCAGCUUGGAGUUCCAUGAAGGAGGGCCCCACCUUCGAGCGGAACAUGGCCCAGGCCGACGACCUGCUGAUCCGCGACCGCCACCAGGCGCCGAACCUUGACUCUCACUCGCUCGGCAUCGGCGUCUACGCGGAUAACGUCGCUGUGGUCAGCCAGGACCCCGCCGUCGUUGUUCGGACCUGCGAACAGAUUGUCUUGCGGAUGGGUAGUGUCGGCCUCAUUUGCGAGGGCGUUAGCGAGCCCUCUGACGAACAGACUGAGCUGCGCCAGGCGGCCCCCUUGCCCCCCUUCGCUUUCGCCAACUGCCGGAGGUUUGACGACCCAGUGGUCAUAGCCACUGACGCCUCUGGGGCCGGCUUCGUGGAUCACGGAGGUUUGGGAGUCACCGAGCUGGAGAGGGGCCCGUUGGCUGUCGAGCUCGCGAUCUCCCAGGGAGAACGGUGGAGGUACAGCGCGAGCUCCGCCAUCGCGGCGCGCGGCCGCUCUGGGCUUGCUGUCCGAGCUCGUCGUGGCACGACCGACUUCGCGGCCAUCCCGCGCGACAUGAUCGGGGACAAGCGCGCUUGGAAGGCGUUCUUCAGUGGCCGCUUCAGGCGAAUUGAGGACGUCGUGACCCUGGAGGUUGACCAGGUCCUCUUGCGGGCGCGGGCCAACGGCGCGGCCGCCGGCCUCAGCGGGCUCGGCGACUACCUCGUCGACGAUCCUGCUCCUGGCGGCGAGGUUCACGGUUUCAAGACGGGCGCGGCGGGCCAGGUGGGCCCCACGGCGCUGCAGUUCGAGAAGGUUGAUGCGCUGUUCUUCGCGGGGCACAACCACGACCGCGCCGACAAGCUCUACGCCGCCGUCAAGCACGUCCUUCCGAAGGCCGGCCUCGGCGACCACAGCAAGAUGGCGGCCGCGCUGGUCGCCGCGAAGGGGUGCCCGCGCCUGGGGCGCGGGCAGGCCCGGGCCCCGCUUGCGAAGCCGCCGGUCUUCGCCGCGAUCGGCUUGGCGGAGAGGUGGGGCUGGCGCGACGUGGACGCCGCGUUGUGCUUGAGCUGGGGCGCCUACUUUCACGACCUGCUGAAGCUCGCGGGGGCACCCCUCGUGCCGCCAGUCUGGGUCGGGGGGCAGGCUCUCCCAGCCGCGGGGGCCUGGGCUCUUCUCCUUAACCCCGAGGAGCAGCCCCUGCGGAGCAAGGCGCGGCCGUUCGACGAGAGCGCCGCGCUGACCCCAGCGAUGUCGGCCGUCAUCGGCCAGCGCCUGCAGCAGCUCAAGGACAGGGCCGGGCCCGAGGGGCGCGCGUGGGACCUGUCGUCGCACGAGUUCGGCAGGCAGUUCCGCGCGCUCUUCCGGGCACUGGGCCGCGACAGCGCGCGCCCGUACCAGGUGCGCCACGGGGCGGCGAGCUGCGACAUGGCGGAGGGCCGCCGCGGGCUGGUGGACAUCCAGCACCGCCUCCGGCACGCCACCGACCAGUCCAGCAGGAGGUGUGGGAAGCACGCCAGGUGCCCGGCAGAGCUGGCCGCGGCCCCCACGCCCAUCCUCGUGCACGGGCAGCAGGUGGCCGACAGGCUGGCGGAGGUGAUCGCGGGGAAGUGCCAGCCGGCAUUGCCCGCAAGUCUUCAGACUGCCACCUCUCCCGUGCCCAGGCGCAAGCGGAACGGGCGGCAGGUGCGCAGCCUCAGCCUCUGGAGCCACAGCGCCACCCCGCGCACGCCGCGGCAGCCGCUGCUCGACGGCAGCCCCUCCGCGGGCACGCCGCCGCGCUCGCGCACGGGCGGCGGGAGCCCCGCGGACUUCUCGUCGCCGGGUGGCUCCAGCGGCGCGGGCGGCGAGGUCGCGGACGCGGGCGUGGCGGCCCGCGGGGGCGAGUCGCUGCGGGACCAGCUGCUCUCCGGCGCCUUCGCGGAGCUGUCCGUUGUCUUCAUCGUCAAUAGCCUCUUCUACAACCUGUUCCUCGGCAACAUGCAGGUCGAGGCGCAGGCCGCCCUGCUCGCCGGCCCCGCCGGCCUCUCCGCGGGCACGCCAGAGGAGACAGCCGGGGCGGCCGCGGGCGAGGUCUCCACCUACCUGAGGUUUAGCCCGCUGAGCGUCUUCCUCAACCCCGUGCUCGGCUACUGCAUCGACCGGUAUGGCUUCUCGCCGGUCGUGGCUCUGAUGUUCUCCUCGGGAGUGUGCCACGCGACGGCGCUAUGGCUUGGUGCGUUCGCCCCGGCCGUCGUGGCGUUUUCUAUUUUCGCGAACAGCAAUUUUGCUUACAUGUUCUCCUACUUGGCCUUUGAGUUUGGCUUCAACUACUACGGCUUGCUGGCCGGUGUGAUCCAGGUCCGAGGCUACAAGGCGAUGAGCGCCACGCUGGCAAUGAUCGCCAGCGGCGACUGGCCCAGGUAUCAGCAGCCAGCGGCACUCUGCUACGACUCCGCCGCUGCUGUCGACGAAUACACCCAGGACGGCGAGCGUUAG